Messenger RNA from Penicillium lagena, 984 nucleotides. RefSeq names its product sedoheptulose-1-7-bisphosphatase. Gene Ontology annotation, cellular component: cytoplasm. NCBI's taxonomy places the organism in Eukaryota, Fungi, Ascomycota, Eurotiomycetes, Eurotiales, Aspergillaceae. Gene Ontology annotation, biological process: fructose 1,6-bisphosphate metabolic process; gluconeogenesis; fructose 6-phosphate metabolic process. Gene Ontology annotation, molecular function: fructose 1,6-bisphosphate 1-phosphatase activity. The coding region runs from base 1 to 984 and encodes 327 amino acids. The record is from RefSeq and is a predicted model, not a curated record. The transcript has a single exon.
AUGGCCAGCCAUCUUGAAAGCUUCCUCCUGCCACAUGGCCGCACAGCGCUGUGCAAGUCUGUACUACCGGCGCUUCUGAACUGUAUCGCAGACAUUGCAGAGUCGCUACACCAGUCACAACAUGUCUCCCUCGCCGGCAGCACAAACGUAUUUGGUGAUGGCCAAUUGAACGUCGAUAUUUCAGCCGAGAAUCUCCUUCGAGCAGCGCUUGCAGAAUGUCCCUCGGUACUGACUGCGAGCAGCGAAGAGGACCCUGUGGAGCGACCUGCUCGCGAGGGCCAAGCUGUGGAAGGAAUAUCCGCCACUUCCGAAAAAUACACAGUCGCGUUUGACCCUCUAGACGGGAGCUCGAUCAUUGCGCCGAACUGGACUGUGGGCACUAUUAUCGGCAUCUGGGAUGGCGAGUCGGCAAUCCACCAACGGCCCUCCGAGAAACAAAUUGCGGCCGUUCUAGGCGUCUACGGGCCGCGGACUACGGCCAUCGUUGCCCUGAGGGUCCCGGGCGGCGAACCCUGUUGUCUUGAGAUCGGGAUCGGGAAGUCGGGGGCACACGAGUUCCUUCGCUCGGAUAUGCGCUUUGCGGAUCCACCAUUUAAGACUCGCUAUUUUGCCCCGGCCAAUCUCCGCGCAGCAGCGGAGAGUGAGGCUUACAUGCGCCUGAUCACGCAGUACGUGGAGAACAACUAUACCUUGCGGUAUAGCGGUGGAUUGGUUCCGGAUUUGGUACACGCGCUGGUCAAGGGUCACGGCGUGUAUGUGUCUCCUGUGACUGGAGUGAGCGCAGCGAAGCUGCGCCGCUUGUAUGAACUGUUUCCCGUUGCUCUUGUGAUGGAAUGCGCUGGAGGAAGGGCUAUUGACCCGAUUGAUGGGGAGGAUAUUCUGACUCGGCCGCUGAAGGAUUGUGAUGAGACCGCGGGAUUAAUCUGCGGAACAGCUGAGGAGGUCGACAUUGCAAAAAAGGCACUGCUUGGUUCCCGUCCUUAA